AGAGCCUCAUUCGCUUUGCUUUCUUGGGAAGCCGGUCGUGAGAGUGAGCGUCGAACACCCGGCGCGGGCGCCGAGAACCUCGGGGGCUUUGUGUGAAAACGAUUCAAAAGCGCUUACUGUCACAAACGUGGCGUAAUAGGGUCGACUAGCCUCUGUUGCUAACGCAGCUUUCUUCCCAGUUAACUUAGCAAGUACGAAGGGUUAGCUUGUAGCAACACGCCGCUGGCUCCAAAAGAAGACGGCGAAAAUGAAUGAUUCCCAUCAUAGUGCACUUGAGAACAUGGUCAAAAGUUUCCGGGUCUCCGACCUGCAGACGCUGCUGGCCUCCAUGGGCCGCAGCAAGAGCGGCUUGAAGCAUGACCUGGUGGGCCGGGCGUUGAGGCUGGUCCAGACGGAAUACAGCCCUGAGUUGCUCAAGAACGUGCGACAGCUCUACGAGUCACGCUUCCCCAGAACGUCCACCUGGCUGGCUGCACGGCGUCCGGAGGGCAUCCCGGUUUCCUACUCGUCCCUCAGCUCAGCCCCGUCAGCCACCUCUCAGGGUGUUGAAUACCUCAAUGGCAUCUCUAAACCGAUGGCCACCCCCGUGCCGGAGGUCAAACUGGUGCCGCUGCCCUUCUAUCAGACUUUGGAAACACUGCUGCCACCAACGGAGCUCAUUGCCCAGAAUAACGAGAAACUGCAAGACAGUCAGUGCAUAUUUGAGUUAACACCAAGUCAAGCAGACCAAAUCAGAAACGCAAGUGAAAUUCGCCCAGGAAUUAGAUCGAUCCAGGUGGUGCUUAGAAUAUGCUACACAGAUUCCAUUGGGGUUCAAGAGGACCAGUAUCCUCCCAACAUCGCUGUCAAAGUCAACCAAUCUUACUGUCAUGUCCCGGGCUACUACCCCUCUAACAAGCCUGGCGUGGAACCUCGACGUCCUUGUCGCCCUGUAAACAUCACUCCUUGGUUACAUCUCUCAAGCGUCACCAACAGAGUCACCGUCACAUGGGGAAACUUUGGCAAGCGGUACUCUGUGGCAGUGUAUUUAGUGAGGAUGUUCACUGCAUCGGACCUCUUCAACCAGCUCAAACUCUGCUCCGUUGAGAGUGCGGAGCGCUGUCGUGAGCGCAUUCAAGAUAAGCUACGUUUUGACCCAGAAAGUGAGAUUGCCACUACAGGCCUCAGGGUUUCUCUCAUUUGUCCACUGGUGAAGAUGCGCAUCGGUGUGCCGUGUCGAGUUCUAACCUGCGCCCAUCUUCAGUGUUUCGACGCAGUCUUCUUCCUGCAGAUGAACGAGAAGAAGCCCACGUGGACCUGUCCCGUGUGUGACAAGCCGGCGCCCUUUGAGCUGCUCACUAUUGACGGGUUGUUGUCUGAGAUCCUAAAAGAAACGAGCGAGGAAAUCGAGGAAAUUGAGUACCUGACGGACGGCUCCUGGCAACCUAUCAGCGAUGACAAGGAGAAGGAAAAAGAAAGAGAACGCAGCGACACGCCAGAAUACUCGAUGGUCGAUAUGUGUGUUCCUGAGACAAACGGUCACUCGCCGGCCCACAGCAGCACCAGCCUGUCGGGCAAAUCUGGUGGGGGCACGGCGGUGGCGGCGGCGGCGGCGGCAGCUGUCGUCGGAGGAGGGCCCUCCGCGCCGCCUGGAGGCGUGGUGGUGGAUCUGACUCUUGACUCGUCCUCUGAGGAGGAAGGGGGCGGGGCCGGCGGCGACAGCGAGGACACUGAGGACAGCGCGGACAGCCCCACCCCCAAGAGGGGGCGAUACAACUACGACAAGGACUUGGUCACCGCGUACUGACCCCCGCACCUUCUCAUCAAUCCCCCUCACCCCGCCUUGUGGACUAGACAAAGGGGGGCUCAAAGCACGGCGCAGUAAUACACUAGACAGUGACCUUCCAUCAUUAAAACAGUCUUUUAGCAGCAAAACAGUCUUUUAGCAGCUCCACACACACACACACACACACACACACACCUACAGCCUAGUCUCAUUAGGAUUCCCGUUUGUACUCGACUCAACCACUGGAAGCCAACCAGUUUUGGCUAACCAUCAUCCUGCAGCAAAUACUUGUACUAUACUGUCCUCAUUGAGAGAAAUUCAAUUGAUUCCUCGCAAACCUUCAUCAACACCUACAAUUCCUUCACUUGACAGACUUCUUCGUCUUUAUAUCUGACCAGGAACAAGAGGCUCUUAACGCCGCUGUGCGUCUGAUUUUUGGCACAUUUGUGAUGAAGUAGGGACUGUUUAAGCAAAGUCAAAGUUGGUGGGGUGGGGGGGGGAAGGAAAAACAAAUGGCAAAAGAAUAAUCUGAACGUGAUGCAAACCUCUCCCGCUGCAUUUCUUGUUUUGUCAGGAUUUGAUCUGUUUUAAUUAUCUAAAAGUAUAGAACAAUGGCCUGGAUCUGAUGCUUUCCAUAUCCUUAGUUAUGAGUUUGCCCUUUUUAGAUUUAAAAAACAAAACAAACAAAAACAAAAAACUACCUCAGUCAUUACACACUCAGCAGACUGAUCAGAAGGAGCAUAGGACAGACUUCCUGACGCCCAUUUUACACUGGAGACUUUAUGUAUUUUUAAAUUUCAUUAUUUCUAUGCAGUUCAUCUUGAAUGGGAUCAGUGCUAUCGUCUGGCUUCUACUUUAAGAUCCCCUCCCAGGAAAUGGGUGAAGUACGACGGCCUAUGUUGUACAGUUAGCAGAUGAGAAGCCACUCCGGUCUUUGUUGCCCUUGAUGUGGAAGUCUCUCUAAAUUAUUCACAAAUGCUGUUAUCCUCUCUCCCCUCGCUGCAUUUGUCCGAUUGCAUCAUUCAGUUAUUGAAUCUUGUGUGCGGUUUGAUCAUUGACAUCCUGCUUCAUCGGGACUUUGUUUUGCGGUGGGUUUAAAAUUACUAAUCCAACGUGUCAGUAAAUACAUGCAACGUCCCGUCUACCCACGAUCCUCCAGUGUAGUUUAGGUUACGCCUCCCAUUUGCUGGGAUGGGACUUUUUAAUUUGGGACCCAUCGCUUUGUUGCUGAAGCCGUUUGCACGCAUUUUGUUUAUGACUAUAAAGCCAUUGUGUAAUGAUUAUCCAUCCACACUCUUGCCACAGUACAAGGACCAGGAAAUAGUGAAUGUUGGUGUCUCUUGCUGCGCUUAAAACAGGAAUUUUUGUUGAUACCAUUGCGGCUUGGAUUUUGGUUGUCUGUUGAGUUAAAUCUGGUCUUCCGACUUGUUUUCUCACCAUUAAUUGUCUGUCUCUAGGUUAUUCUUUGAAGUCCCCCAGGUUCAGGUUUGCCUCUGUGGAACUGAGCCAGAUGUUUUUUGGGGUGAGGAUGGGUGUGAGGGGCAGAGCGUCUGGUUAUGGCUAUACAGUAUGUUGUGGCAUCUCUUAUGGUAAAUGCAUAAGGUAGCAUGGACAGAUGCUUACAAUCCAUGAUGUAAAUGUUUUUGUUUUGUUGUUUUUUUAUAUGUUCAUAUUAAAAAGACAAUAAAAGUGAAAUGAUAUUUUA
Messenger RNA from Phyllopteryx taeniolatus (common seadragon), 3470 nucleotides. RefSeq names its product protein inhibitor of activated STAT, 4a (gene pias4a). Gene Ontology annotation, biological process: protein sumoylation; regulation of transcription by RNA polymerase II. Lineage: Eukaryota; Metazoa; Chordata; Actinopteri; Syngnathiformes; Syngnathidae. The transcript has 11 exons. Gene Ontology annotation, molecular function: zinc ion binding; SUMO ligase activity; transcription coregulator activity. The record is from RefSeq and is a predicted model, not a curated record. The coding region runs from base 248 to 1786 and encodes 512 amino acids.